This is a messenger RNA of Symphalangus syndactylus (siamang), 4157 nucleotides long. RefSeq names its product tripartite motif containing 68 (gene TRIM68). NCBI's taxonomy places the organism in Eukaryota, Metazoa, Chordata, Mammalia, Primates, Hylobatidae. Gene Ontology annotation, molecular function: protein binding; zinc ion binding. The record is from RefSeq and is a predicted model, not a curated record.
GGCUGCCGUCCUGCGAGCGGGGCCUAGAGCCGGGUGUAGUAUCCUGGGAGCUGCGGGCUACGGGGCCUGAGCUGCCGGGCUUUGGGCUCUGGGCCUCUGCCGCUCUCUGGCCCUAAGUGCUGAGCUGCCGGGAACGGCAGCUUCUGACGCUGGGCCAUUGGACGCUGCGGAACCAGGCUUCUUCACUUUGAGUUUCCGCCGCGAAGCGCAAGUCCGGGCCGAGGAGGGAGGUGCUGUUUAGGUGCUGAGGAUACAACAGGAACUAGGACCAACGUGGCCCUUCCUUGUGUAGACUCUGGCUGGUAACACAAAGCAGCGAAGUGAAUGAAUAAUUAUUGCCAACUGAGCCAAGAGCCUGCCAUUGACCAAGUUCCAUGCCCAUAUGUGGCCCUGGCAAAAAUCUCAGAUUUCUUGCUGGAGUAAUGAUUCAUCAAUAUGGGUGUGAUGAUCAUCAAAUGAUCUUUGUUUUAAUCUCCAAGGGCUGUUAUUUCAUCUCUGCUUCUAACGUAUCACUAAAAGCUCAGAAGAAUACCUUGACAUCUUAGUGAAUAAUAAGUACGUUAGUGCUGGAGCAGUGGGCAGGAGUUUAAAAGGCACAGGAAAAGAACUGCUGUUUCCUUUACAGUUUUUACAUUUUAGUGUGCAACACAAGAAAACAAAUUGAGCUUGUAGGCAAUGGGCUUCUGGCAUACUACCUUUUGACACUUUGAAUUAUAUAAAUGUAAAUAUAAACAUACCAGAGAGUGAGGCUGGAGGUAUUUAUGGCCUUACUUCAGAUACUGAAAUACCACAUUUUAUGUGAACUUACCCAAGUUUAAGAGAAAUAAUGCUGAUUUGUAGAGCAUGAUUGGAGUGGUAAUGGUCUAGUAGAGCGAACCCAGAGGAAAAUCAGAGUUGACCAAGUGAAUGAAAACCGAGGACUCCCAAUAUUCACUCACUUAGGCAUCCCCAUUAUCCCCUUCAUGGUGUGAGUAAUGUGGCCCGUUCAGACCAUGCACCCUUCAGUUGGAAAGGCCAAUGCUUAUUAAAGAAGCCUUUACUACUUCUCCCUGGUUUCAUUCAUGUUCUGAGGAGGGUGUGAGAAGGAACCAUGGAUCCCACAGCCUUGGUGGAAGCCAUUGUGGAAGAAGUGGCCUGUCCCAUCUGUAUGACCUUCCUGAGGGAGCCCAUGAGCAUUGACUGUGGCCACAGCUUCUGCCACAGCUGUCUCUCUGGACUCUGGGAGAUCCCAGGAGAAUCCCAGAACUGGGGUUACACCUGUCCCCUCUGUCGAGCUCCUGUCCAGCCAAGGAACCUGCGGCCUAAUUGGCAGCUGGCCAAUGUUGUAGAAAAAGUCCGUCUGCUAAGGCUACAUCCAGGAAUGGGGCUGAAGGGUGACCUGUGUGAGCGCCAUGGGGAAAAGCUGAAGAUGUUCUGCAAAGAGGAUGUCCUGAUAAUGUGUGAGGCCUGCAGCCAGUCCCCAGAGCAUGAGGCCCACAGUGUUGUGCCAAUGGAGGAUGUUGCCUGGGAGUACAAGUGGGAACUUCAUGAGGCCCUCGAACAUCUGAAGAAAGAGCAAGAAGAGGCCUGGAAGCUUGAAGUUGGUGAAAGGAAACGAACUGCCACCUGGAAGAUACAGGUGGAAACCCGAAAACAGAGUAUUGUAUGGGAGUUUGAAAAAUACAAGCGAUUACUAGAGAAAAAGCAGCCACCACAUCGGCAGCUGGGGGCAGAGGUAGCAGCAGCUCUAGCCAGCCUACAGCGGGAGGCAGCGGAGACCAUGCAGAAACUGGAGUUGAACCAUAGUGAGCUCAUCCAGCAGAGCCAGGUCCUGUGGAGGAUGAUUGCAGAGUUGAAAGAGAGGUCGCAGAGGCCUGUCCGCUGGAUGUUGCAGGAUAUUCAGGAAGUGUUAAACAGGAGCAAAUCUUGGAGCUUGCAGCAGCCGGAACCAGUCUCCCUGGAGUUGAAGACAGACUGCCGUGUGCUGGGGCUAAGAGAGAUCCUGAAGACCUAUGCAGCUGAUGUGCGCUUGGAUCCAGAUACUGCUUACUCCCGCCUCAUUGUGUCUGAGGACAGAAAACGUGUGCACUAUGGAGACACCAACCAGAAACUGCCAGACAAUCCUGAGAGAUUUUACCGCUAUAAUAUCGUCCUGGGAAGCCAGUGCAUCUCCUCAGGCCGGCACUACUGGGAGGUGGAGGUGGGAGACAGGUCUGAGUGGGGCCUGGGAGUAUGUAAGCAAAAUGUAGACCGGAAGGAGGUGGUCUACUUAUCCCCCCACUAUGGAUUCUGGGUGAUAAGGCUGAGGAAGGGAAAUGAGUACCGAGCAGGCACCGAUGAGUACCCCCUCCUGUCCUUGCCAGUCCCUCCUCGCCGGGUGGGAAUCUUCGUGGAUUAUGAGGCCCAUGACAUUUCUUUCUACAAUGUGACUGACUGUGGCUCCCACAUCUUCACUUUCCCCCGCUAUCCCUUCCCUGGGCGCCUCCUGCCCUAUUUUAGUCCUUGCUACAGCAUCGGAACCAACAACACUGCUCCUCUGGCCAUCUGCUCCCUGGAUGGGGAGGACUAAGAAAGCUGCCGUCCUAACCAGAGAGGCCUUGGAAUUGGGCCUGGCCCCCAUGGGGCUUGGAGGACCCAGCCACUGACAGGUAUCCCCUGAAACUGAGCUGAGCCCAGUAUCCAAGGGUUCCUCUGUCUGAUCCUUUGGUCUUUGCUACCAGGCUGAAGUCUGUCAUGAAACCACUUAUUUUAAAAAGCAGAGGCCCAGUCAAAUGAGCACUGCAUCCCAUGAGGGAAGCGUGACAGGGCUGAUGGUGAGGAUCAGAGCAGUUCUAAGGUGACUCGUUGGGGUAAGGAUCAGGACUUUGUCCGUGUAGUAGCCAAACCCCCCCUCUUCCCUGAUUCCUGUCCGGUGUCACAGUUAAGUCAGUGAGGAUGAUGAAGUAGGUACAAUCUUCAGGACACCAUUAGAUAGGCUUUCCCAAUGGGCCAAAAAAAAUCCUGCCCAUACCCAGAGCUGGUUGUUGUGCUGAGGCCAGUCAGAGGAUGCUUCCCCUGAGUUUGCUACAACUAAGCAACCUUUAUGUGACCCUCACUCUCUGACCUCCUGGCAAGAGAAAUUCAGUGCAGCAGGGGGACACAGACCUGCCCAAGCCACCCCACUGCCCUUCCCUCUCUAAGCACAAGCUGGGCAAAUCACUGUCCCUUGGACUCCUAGGAGACCAGUGUCCUAGUCCUGCCUUUUUUCUCUAAGUGGCAGGAUCAGAAAACCUGUGAGCCUUAGUUUGUAUUUUCACUUUAUGAAUAAGGAAACUGAAAUGGCCUUAAUGGAGCAAGUUGUUUCUUUUUUUUUGAGAUGGAGUCUUGCUCUGUUGCCCAGGCUGCAGUGCAGUGGCACGAUCUCGGCUCACUGCAGGCUCUGCCUCCUGGGUUCACGCCAUUCUCCUGCCUCAGCUUCCUGAGUAGCUGGGACUACAGGCGCCCACCACCACACCUGGCUCAUUUUUUUUGUAUUUUUAGUAGAGACGAGGUUUCACUAUGUUAGCUAGGAUGGUCUUGAUCUCCUGACCUCGUGAUCCGCCGUCUUCGGCCUCCCACAGUGCUGAGAUUAGAGGCAUGAGCCACUGCGCCCGGCCCCUGGAGCAAGUUAUUUCUUACAAAGCUGCUGAAGAUAAGAUUAUGAAAAUUAUAAAGCAUUUUUCACACUCAAAUGAAACAAGGUUGACAAACUCACUUCGCAGGUCACAUGCCUAUACAUCAUUUAUCAUAUUUGGGUCUGAAACUUCUCACAUGUUUGGGAGGUUUUAUGUGUCCUCAUUGGGAAAAUGGGUGUAAUUCAGCAUAAAACCUCAUAUUAUUGUCCUGCCUCAUGGAGCUGUUGUAUAGAUCCCAGAUCCAUCCCAUGCAUUUGUUCCUGUCUGAAGCACAGAAGCAGGCAAGCCAUGGAUUUUGCACAUGGUGACCUUCCCACUGUGCCAUGAUACAGUCCGCAUCUUAUAGCAGUGCCUUUGUCUCAGGGCCUCUGCUGACAGUCUAGACCUUUUGGGCAGAAGGGAGCUUCAACUGGCUGUGAUAAGGAAUAUUAAAAAUUGUGUUUCUGUUUUAAUUGUAUUGGCUGUUCAUGUAUGUAGGGUUAAAAUAGGCCAAACUGGAGAAAUAAAUGCAUUGUGCCCACCAUG